UUAACAUUUUGUUGACGUGGCGUGAGCGGUAGCGAUUUUCCAGCAGCUGGUAGGUUGCUAACUAGCGUCUAGGUGACGCCGAAAGGAAUUCGGCAGAAAUAUGGAUGUUCGUCAAGACAAGUGAUUUAUCAGCGGUCAUCUUUCCAGAAAAAUGUCCAAUAGGAGCCAGCACUAUAGUUUCCAGUCAGCUACCUUCACACAGCCUGCCAAUGGAGGCCAUACCUACCUGUUUGGAACCAAUGGCUCUGAAAAUGACCUGUCAGAAGAAGAUGGGGAGAACUAUGAACUGCGUCCACGUGGCAGAGAGAGGAUGCGAAGGAGCACCUCCAGAGAGAGGACUGAUGAUAUUAUCUACUUGGCAAGAGACAUCCAUGAGGGUGACACCCUGAACAGUAUCGCCCUGCAGUAUCAUUGCUCAGUUGCUGAACUUAAGCGUGCCAAUAACCUGUUGACAGAGCAGGACUUCUUUGCCCUACGGUCUGUCAAGAUCCCAGUCAGGCGCUUCAGCGUCCUUACAGAGACUCACAGCAUCGGCCAUCUAAAAUCUGCCUCCCCCUCAGCUGCCAGGCGGCCACUCGAGGGCUCACCCGCUACCUCACUUCCAACAGAGUCCUCCACAGACUCCUCAUCCUCUGCAGACAGUGUGGAAGGAUUCCUUUUGGAAAAGGACAAGGACAUUGAGCAGCUGGUGAAAUCCACGGGCUCGUCCCGCAGCAGCCUGAACGAAGUGGUGUCCUCUUUAACACUCCAGCAUCAGCCGCUUUUAGGGGACAUAGAGUACAAACCAGCACAGAGGAAGGACCCUUAUUAUGGGGCGGACUGGGGGAUGAGGUGGUGGACAGCUGUGGCCAUCAUGUUGAUUGUUGGCAUCGUCACGCCUGUGUUCUACCUGUUAUACUAUGAGGUUCUCAUGAAAGCAGACGUCAGCCAUCAUGGCACCCCGAUACAAGGUCCUGACAGCACGACUCAUGGAUAUAUGCAUGGUGAUGAAUUAAACCUAGUAGGUGGGGAGAACGGCCAUGCAGGCAGUAAACCUGUCCUGCAUGCACAAGAUAUUGUUGGAGACCUGCCGGAACCUGUAGACUUUAAAGAUUUAAAGGAUGAAAACACGUAGCAGGGGUUGAACCGUCACUUUUGACCUUUUCCUGACCAGAUCAGAGACCUAAUAAACUAUGUGAAUGUUUCAAGUUUUAAUAGAUUUUAUUCAAUAUGCAUCAAUGCAAACUAACUGGGACAGUCACUUUAUACCUUUUUUUUAACUUGUGAAAUGAUAAAAGUACCAGCACAGAUAUGCCCUUAUUUCAUCUUUUAAAAUAACUAAAUACUACAUCUAAAAUCUUAACUGGCCGCUCUCAGGUUCAAUGAAGAGCCCCCCCAAAUUGGGUAGUUGCAUUUUACACAUUUUAAUGCCCUGCACAGCGAGUAAACAAGCAGCUGUCAGUCAGUCACCACAAAACUAUGAUGCACUUCACAUUAUAGAAUCGUUUUUACACUUUAAUAUGACAUGUCUGUUUUUAUGUAAAAGGUAACUUCAACACAUCUGUCACACAAAUGGAAUUUUGUAAUGGCAGCGACACUGCUGGGGUUUAUACAGUUUUAGAAGUGGGGGGGCACUUGUGUAUAUAGGCGUGGGAGGGCUACAUCUGUCUGAUUGAUGGGUUCUAUUGACACAUGCACGCUGCAAGUCCAUUUUCAGUUUGCCGUUGUAAAUGUCGAUAAAGAGCUAAACUGUAAAAGUCUAAAUGUAAGGAUUUAGCUUUACUGUUCACAAGUCAGUACAAUAAAGGGAUUGAAAAUGAACCCUAAUGUGUUCUGAACAAGCUACACAGUAUGGGUAAUUUAAAAGGUAAACUCUGCAGUAUACUUUUUGUUCUGUUGUUCACACACUGAUCUCAAAUUCAGUGUAACUUUGGGCUUCAGCUGGUCUUAACUCCGUUUGGUUCAAGUUGUAUAUUUUUUUUUCCUGUGUUAAAUUCUGACAUGUACAAUGGCUGCCAUUGUAUUUAAUAUGAAUUUAAUUUAUUUCAAGACUUUGUAGGGUUACAGCCAGUACUGUGCAUCUGGAAUAGGGUGGUUCAAAAAAAUAAAAGUUGGAAAUUCA
Molecule: messenger RNA, 2101 nt
Organism: Thalassophryne amazonica
Lineage: Eukaryota; Metazoa; Chordata; Actinopteri; Batrachoidiformes; Batrachoididae
Gene: lysmd3
Product: LysM, putative peptidoglycan-binding, domain containing 3
Exons: 3
Coding region: 152-1114 (320 amino acids)
Biological process (GO): Golgi organization
Cellular component (GO): Golgi apparatus
Source: RefSeq, a predicted model, not a curated record